Messenger RNA from Mercurialis annua (annual mercury), 1435 nucleotides. RefSeq names its product glutathione S-transferase U7-like. Gene Ontology annotation, cellular component: cytoplasm. The transcript is spliced from 2 exons. The record is from RefSeq and is a predicted model, not a curated record. Gene Ontology annotation, biological process: glutathione metabolic process. Lineage: Eukaryota; Viridiplantae; Streptophyta; Magnoliopsida; Malpighiales; Euphorbiaceae. Gene Ontology annotation, molecular function: glutathione transferase activity. The coding region runs from base 3 to 857 and encodes 284 amino acids.
CAAUGGCAGAAGAAGAAGAAUCGGAUUUGAAGCUGAUCGGUUCAGAGAAAUGUCAAUUUUCUUGCAGGAUAAUAUACGCUCUGUAUACUAAAGGCAUACCCGGUGAGCUUAUAGAAGAAGAAGAUUACCUCUCCAGUAAGACUGAUUUACUUGUUGAAUCGAACCCGGUAUAUAAAAAAAUACCAGUGCUGAUACACAACGGCAAAGCCAUUUCAGAAUCAUUAGUCAUUCUCGAGUACAUCGAUGAGACGUGGCCGGAGAAGCCUAUCCUUCGUAAAGAUCCUUAUGAAAGAGCCAGAGCUCGCUUCUGGGCUAAAUUCGUUGAUGAAAAGAUCGUGCCAGCAGGUGAAAGGUUACUAAUAGCAAAAGACGAAGAAAAAGAUGAGAUCAUUAAACAUAUUCAGGAGCAUAUGGCAUUUCUUGAGAAUGUGAUCAAAGAAAACAGUGAAUAUUUAUUAGCUGAGGGUGAUGAAGCGGACGAAGCAAACGAAAAAAUUCGCGAACUUCUCGUUCCCAUAGAAAAAUUCUUAGAAGAGCAUGAGGGAGAGGAUGAUGAGUGGGUUCAAGGAAUGCGCGACCAGAAAAAAAUACUUAUAGAUUUAUUAGAAGCAAAGAAUACAGUUUCAAAUUUCGGAUGCGUUGUUUUAAAUGCUGUAGUGUAUUUCGCAAUGAAUGAGCUUUUGAUGAUUAGCAGAGAGAUCGCUCAAGUAGAAUUAUUGGAUACGGACCAGUUUCCAAAAUUUACUGAAUGGUUGGGACUCACUUCGCAAAAUUUUACGAUCAACAGUAUUCUUCCUCCAGAAGAUGAUUAUCUUAGUCAUAUUAGAGCUCGUGCUGAAGCUGCAAAAUCUACCUAAUAGAAAGCAGAGUACUAUAGUUGCUUCACAAUCUGUAGUAAUUGAAUUGUUGGGGUUAUUGAUUUUAGGAGUCAUUGUACUUUCUCAAAAUUGCAAAAUGGUCACCGAACAAUUUUUUGUUCCAAAAUGGUCACUGUACUUUGUGAUUAGUAACUUCCGGCGAUCACCAAAUAAAAUCCGGUGACUUUUGUCUUACGAGGCUUGCCGAAAGUUUACUCACACCUUCCUCUUUGUCAUGUCAUUGUCGAUAUCACUCUUAUUUUUCUACAUCAUCAUUUUCUUCCCUAAUUUUUUGAACAUUUUCCGGAAAUAAAAAGGUGUGAGUCAGCUUCCGGCAAUCCACAUAGAACAAAAGUCACCGGAUUUCAUUUAGUGAUCGCCGGAAGUUACUAAUCAUAAAUUACAGUGAUCAUUUUGGAACAAAAAAAUAUUCGGUGACCAUUUUACAAUUUUGUAAAAGUACAGUAACUUCCAGAAUCAAUAACCCGAAUUGUUGUGUUGUAAUUUUCUUUAGUUGUAUUUCAUUUUUUCUUAUGUGUGAUUGCUAUGUUAUUAAUAAAGAGUGGCUUCGUUUGUCA